Messenger RNA from Closterium sp. Yama58-4, 1797 nucleotides. Lineage: Eukaryota; Viridiplantae; Streptophyta; Zygnematophyceae; Desmidiales; Closteriaceae. The record is from the annotation of a GenBank genome assembly.
AUGCGUGCGACGGCGGAGGCGGGCGGGGAGUGGGCGCGGGACGGGCAGCGGGUAGAGGGCGGAGGGCGAGGGGGAGGGGGGGAGGGCGGAGCGCUGGGCGGCGUGGGGCGGAAAGAGAGAUGGACGACGCGAGGUGAGCGCUGUGGGGAGCUACGGGGUGACGGCGGGAUGGCGGGAUGGCGGGAUGGCGGGAUGGGGGGAUGGCGGGAUGGGGGGAUGGCGGGAUGGGGGGAUGGCGGGAUGGGGGGAUGGCGGGAUGGGGGGGUGGCGGGAUGGGGGGUUGGCGGGAUGGCGGAAUGGCGGGAUGGCGGAAUGGCGGGAUGGCGGAAUGGCGGGAUGGCGGAAUGGCGGGAUGGCGGAAUGGCGGGAUGGCGGAAUGGAAGCGUGGUUGGUGGUGGUGGUUUGGACGAUCACGUGCCGUGGAUGUUGGUCUGCCCGUGGCGGCGUGGGCGUGUGCGCGGCUGGGCGAGCCCAAGAGGCGCUGAUGAGGCGAGCCGUGCUGGCAGUGGCAGUGCGCUGCCUUCAUCUGCAUGUUUCCCCCCCGUGGCGGCGUGGGCGUGUGCGCAGCUGGGCGAGCCGAAGAGGGGGCUGAUGAGGCGAGCCGUGCAUGCACUGGGAGGAGACGCCGUCAGGGGCAUGGUGGCGGAGGUGGACGCGGUGCAGCGGUGUGGAGGGCAGCUGACGGCGGACGGCAAGAGGCACCGCACUCCGGGAGGCGUGUUCUGGAACAUUCUGAGGGCGCGAGUCAGCGCUGACGUGUACAGCGAGAUCAUGGCCGAGGAGAGAGAGUUGCAGAAGCGAAGAGAGCGAGGGCAGGCAAGCAAGAAGAGGAGGAGGCAGCACAAGGGAGGAGAGGCCGUUGGUGGGUCAGAUUAUGGAGGCACCGCUGCUUGUGGCGGUGGUGACAGGGAGGGCACGGAAGCCAUGAGCCUCUCUCUUGACGGCUGCACUCGUGAUGAUGCGUGGCCACAUGCUGCUGACGUUGCGGCUGCUGCUGCUGACGUGGCACAGGGUCCUGGAGCCAGGUGGCGAGUAAGCAGUGGCGUUUGUGUACAAGGGGAUAGCAGACAGCGCUUGGAGCAUGGUGUGACGGUGGGGGAAGGGGGCAUGGCGGAAGGUAGGGGUGUAGAAGAAGGUGCGGCUGGAUGUGGGAGGGGGGAUGGCAGUGUGAGGCAGGUGCUGCAUGCAUGGCGGAGUGCCGUCAUGGCUGGUAAGGGCAAGGGCGCUGGGGAGGGGUGGGAAGAGGGCGAGGAGGGCGAGUGGAUAGCUGGCGAGUAUGCCACUGCUAGCGUGGGCGUGCCUGAUGGGGACGCUGGGCUGAAGGCAGGUGACGUGGCCAAUGGUGUGGAUGACGCGGCUGAUGGUGUUGGUGACGUGGCUGAUGGUGUGGCUGACGUGGCCAAUGGUGUUGGUGACGUGGCUAAUAAUGAGGCCGGGAUUCACGAGAGGGAAGGCGAGGAGGAUCCAAUGGAGGUGGAUGGUGAGGGGGAGGAGGCGGGGUGUGUGGGUGUGCCUCCUUGUGUGGGGGAACAGUGUGAGAUUGAUCAGAGGAAAGAAGGGGUUGAGGCACAUGCAGGUGUGAGCAGCAGUGUGGGCGGUGGCGCCUCAGGGCUUGCAGCUCUGUCAAGCAUUGGCAUGGAGAGUGGUGGCACAUGUGAGGCGGCAACACUGCCAGGCAUGCUCAAGGCACAGGGGGGAGAACAUAGAGUGUCUGUGAAGCAGCGGCUGCGAGUGCCAGUCAAGUAUGAUGACGUGCCCGGCACAGUAGGGGAAGUGGUGGAAGGCUCUGCCAUGUGA